GCGUGCAUGUCGUCGAUCGAUCGUGUGUGUGUGUAUAGAGAAGAGAAGAGCUGACCGUACUCAUGACCUUCAGGCCGGACCGAGACAAGCUGAACGCCCACUUCGAGGGCUACAGGCUUGGCAGGAGGACCCUGACCUGCGUGACGCAGUCGUUUGCCGAGGACGUGAGCGUAGCGCGACUCAAGGGAGACGAUUUGGGCUACCAGCAUGUCCGAGCCUUCACCCUCCACAACCAUCUCGCCACUGACCCUUGGGACGGAGACAGCGUCUACUGGUGCACCAGCAACGGGGCCAUCUUAAGAGGAAGAUAUUUUGGUUCUCAAGGUGUAAAGGUGAACACCGUGUUCCAGUUUCCUGCAAGAGAGGGUCUGCUCUCCCCCAGUCAUCAAUCCUUCCGUGCUGUUCAUAACCUCUCACCUCUGUCUCUUUACCACUGGAGCCAGCUCGUCAGUCAACCUCCUGCACACCCCCCUCGUGGAGCCGGUGGAGAUGAUCCAAGUGACGAGAACGAGGAGCUUUGGAAGUUACUGGAGGAGUUGAAACUUCCCGAGGAAGAGCCGUUCAGUAUCCUUUCAGCCUCGUACAGCGAGACAGAGCAUCAGCUAAACCUGGUCACGAUGACACUUCAGAGUGCUCAUUCGGCCUCAACCAACGGAAAUGAGGAACCGUCAGAAUCUAAGCCACCGAUUGCAACGUACAACUGGUAUCGUGCGAUAUCCAUCUCCAUUCGUCUCCGGCUCAACCAUGCAGCAGUCAAAGCGAGAAAGAGGAGUCAUCAGCUAGCGGCAACUGAGAAAGUGGAAGAAACAGAAAAGGAAGGGGAAACAGAGAAGUCUGAUUCAGAGCAGUUGACUGAGGAAAUCCAGACAGCAGAGGGGGAAGAUAAGAUAUUCACAGGGCUUGGGUUUGAGGGGAAACGGGAGGAGGGGGAGAAGAUGGAGAUGGAGAAGAUGGAGGGUGAAAAGGAGGGGGAGAGGGAGAAAAGAGAGGAUGGAGAGGGAGAAGAGGGAAGAGGAGGGGGAGAGGGAGAAGAGAGAGGGGUUCAGAAGAGCCACAGUAUCAGUGGAGUCAGACAGAAGGUGACGUGGCUAUAUACUGUUCCACUCCCUGAGGAUGUGAGCAAACGAGACAUCCACUGCGAGAUUCACCGACGUGAGAUUGUAGUGGGGCUGAGCGAUGGAACCACCUUCUUGAGAGGUGUGCUGUUUGCACCCAUUAGUCCAGACUGCAGCACAUGGACCGUGGAGAAACACACUCUGGAGGUGAGUCUGGAGAAGGAGAGAGAGGGAGAGUGGGAGCGUCUCCUGACUGGAGAGGCAGAUGAUGAGGGAGAGAGAAGUGCAAUACCUCUCAGGGGACCAGUUGCCGAACAACUUAGCUCCGAAGAGUUAGAGAAGCUCAGGAAGAGGAUUGAGAUGGCUACCAACGAAGGGUCCCUAGCAGAGGCUGCUGCCAACCAUCACUCCCUAGUACAGGGGAUGUUCUAUGAGGAGUGCGAUAUCAACGACGAAGAUGCUACUUUUUACAUCUUCACCGCCACCACCACCCCAGAGCCUCAGAGGGUGCCGCUUGCUGGUCGUCAGUUUCUCUUCUCCUCGCCCUCUCUCCCACAAGCUCCACCCCUCGUCUGUCUCAAACAUGACGUGGACGCUGUUCUCUGGCAGCCAGAAACUCCGCCCACAAGCGACAGCUCGGACACGCCCCUCAUCACCUGGAAACACGUGGGAACCUUCAACGCUCUGGCCUACGUCCAAGCCGCACGACAGGACAAGAAAUUCACAGUGUGCCCUCCAAACAUGAAGUUUGCCGCACUGUGUGACUGCAGUCACCACGUCUUUGUGUACCUGCAGCCACGGGAGGGCGUGAAGGGGAACAGUGCGGCACAGUACGUAACGACCCUGAAAUCACAGGAGGACAUCCUGGGAUUGGGGGCCACUGAUUGUGGACUGCUUUUUGUUCUCAAGGAGCACGAACUACACGUCAUCGUAGUUCAAUCCUGAACAUUUUUACAUACCAAUCCCCUUAAAGCAUUCAUCUUAAUUUUUCACUCAUCCAUGACACGUGUACAUCAUAAUGUGAAUAAAUAAUACGAACACCUGCAAAAUGCACCAUUGGGAAUUGACAGAUGCUGGUAUGGACCAGCAUAGAGAACAGA
Geodia barretti is the source of this 2155-nucleotide messenger RNA. Lineage: Eukaryota; Metazoa; Porifera; Demospongiae; Tetractinellida; Geodiidae. The record is from the annotation of a GenBank genome assembly.